CUCCUCUAAAGCCUGGAGGAGCAUUCAAGAUACGUGAUUGUAACACUUGAGAGCACAGCCAUCCCCCAGCAUAAUAACGCUGCUGCUGCUGCGGAUUCUCCGGGGAGCUCACAGAGAGACACGGCGGUGCUUGUGUCAGCAUGCCGGCAGAUAAACCUCCUCUCCGGACCUCUUUGACUGCUUUAAAGUGAGAGGAGGCUCCUUCUGGAGGAGGAAGAGUAAACCAGGGGAGGAGGAGGAGAUGACAUGCCCUUCACUGCCUUGCGCAGUCUGUGCGCUGCUCGCUGUCAGACAGAGACGAGGUAAAACCCGUUUAGAUUACUCAGUUUAACGCUAAGGAGAGCUGACUCUGGUUCCUUUUGUUCAGGGGAGUUUUAAGCGGGAAAUAACAACACUUAAUGCCCGAUCUUAGUGUCGGAGAGACGGGGAAAUGCAGCACAGGCGGUGUUUGGCUGCAGGUGGAUGGCCAACCUGACGGUCCCAGCCGCCGCUUCCCUCCCAUUCAGCUGCUGCUGCAGCUGCAGCAGCUCUGGCUUCAUCCGGAUCUCUAAGAACAAACACACAGAGCCAAAUCAGACUAUUUAACCCAAGCCAUGCUGCCUGGUGUCGGCGUGUUCGGCACCAGCCUGACGGCCCGGGUGAUCAUCCCGCUGCUGAAGAAUGAGGGCUUCUCCGUCAAAGCGCUGUGGGGCCGGACUCAGGAGGAGGCGGAGGAGCUGGCCAAGGAGAUGAAUGUGCCGUUUUACACCAACCGGAUCGACGACGUGCUACUGCAUCAGGAUGUGGAUCUGGUCUGCAUCAACCUGCCGCCUCCUCUGACGCGCCAGAUCGCGGUCAAAACACUGGGUAUUGGAAAGAACGUCAUCUGUGACCGGACAGCAACACCUCUGGAUGCCUUCAGAAUGAUGUCAGCAGCCCAGUACUACCCUAAGCUGCUGAGCAUUAUGGGAAAUGUGCUGCGUUUCUUGCCAGCUUUUGUUAGAAUGAAGGAGUUGUUGGAGGAAGGGUACAUCGGUGAGCUUCUGGUCUGUGAGGCCCAGGUCCAUAGUGGAAGCCUCCUGGGGAAGAAAUACAACUGGAGCUGUGACGACCUGAUGGGAGGCGGUGGUCUGCACUCAGUGGGCAGCUACAUCAUCGACCUGCUUACCUUUCUGACUGGUCAGCGUGCAGCUAAAGUCCACGGCUUCCUCAAGACCUUUGUCAAACAAACAGAUCACAUCCGAGGCAUUCGGCAGAUCACAAGCGACGACUUCUGCACGUUCCAGAUGGUGCUGGAAGGAGGUGCCUGCUGCACAGUUACACUUAACUUCAACGUGCCCGGAGAGUUUCGACAGGAGGUGAUCGUUGUGGGGACGGUUGGACGGUUAACAGUCAUGGGGACGGACCUUUACGGACAGAAGAACAGUGGGGGUGGAGGGAGUGGUGGAGGUCCUGAACUUCUGCUUAAAGACACCACGCCUCUGGAGAAGGCCUCCCUACCAGAGAAAGCCUUCAGUGACAUUCCCUCUCCGUAUCUAACCGGGACAAUUCGCAUGAUCCAGGCUGUUCGUCAGGCCUUCCAGGACCAGGACGACAGGCGCACGUGGGACGGGAGGCCUCUGACUAUGGCUGCUACCUUUGAGGAUUGUCUUUAUGCUCUUUGCGUGGUGGAUACCAUCAAGAAAUCGAACCAGUGUGGAGAGUGGCAGAACAUUGUGGUGAUGACAGAAGAACCUGAGGUCAGCCCAGCUUAUUUAAUCAGCGAGGCCAUGCGGCGGAGUCGGAUGUCGCUUUACUGUUAACAUCUAGCUGACCUCACUGACAGCCUGUGCUACUUUUUAAACUGGGGGUUUGCAUUAUAAAGGCUGCUUUGUUUUUGGUUAUUUAUUCAUCAGCUACCUGGUUUAGCUCUUAAACUCAUCACUGUUUCUAUUUAGGACUAUCAAAGCUGUGUUGUUGCUGUUACAGACUGAGAGGUUAUGCCACUAUCUUCUUGAAAACCCUGCCUGCAGUGGAAAAAAAGCAAUGUGAUCAAUAAUUAAACCUUUAUUUAUAAGGAAGCCUUUCUUAAAGACUUGAAUCAUUCAUGUAAAUCAAACAGACUCCUCCAAAAACUAAAGAUUUAGACAUACAGUACAGUGGAGGCAGAGGAGGGACUGGCGCUGAUUCUGCUGUUUUCUGCUCGACCAUGAUGGUAUUUCGCCUUUCACAUCUGCUUCUCUCUUAUAAGACUUGGUCUGGAAGUCGACACCUUACACUGUGGGUCCAAAUAGGACAGCCGAGGAAGAACGACAGUCCUCUCAGUUAAAACUGUGCCGCUGUAUUGUUGCUAUGAUCUGAAGUUCUUGUUAGUUUUAUCAAGUGAAUGUUAAAAGAAUAAGUGUGCUUGAUAAGCUCCAGUUUUGUCUGGUCAAUAUGCUUUCUCUGUGUGCGUGAAACGAGAGAGAAAAAAAUCAAUAGUUUGGCUUCAGUUUGGAUUUUCAGAAGGGUUCGCCUUCUGAUUUAUGUAUGCAAAAAUCCAGGCUUUUCUCCUCCAGUUUGGAGUAAAGGGGUAACAGAAAAUGGUAUGCCUUUAUGCAGUAACAGUAGCCUGUGCAAUGGUUUGCAAGUCCAGAAUCAGCUGCGAUGAUACUUGAUUGUUCUCUUAUUUAUUUGAUGCGUUUUAUACUGUAGUGAAGCACGGCUGAAAAGGAAAAAGAUUUUUGUAUUGUGUGCCCGUUUCUUUACUGAGCCUUAAGUGUGGAUAUUUAUAAGGAGUUGCAAUAAGUUGCAAUGAAAUGCUGAGCAGUGUAGAUGUUCUAUAUGUACUGUAUGUAUAUUUCAUUUCAAAGAGUCGCAUCUGCAACAGGACAGUGUGCUUUAGCGUCAAACAUGCUUUAUGAAGCUUCUUUAAGAUGCAAUUAAAAGCAGACUUCUCAAACACAGUUAAGACAAGUUAAGACUAGUUUAGAUAAACACAGUCAGACUUAGUAAGUGCUGCAAAUGAAUUGUGCUUCAUGGGAGUAGAGUAAUGCCUCUUUCAAUUCACCAUACUAAAGCCUGGCACACACUAAGAGAUAAUGAUGCCAAUUUCUGGCCUGAUUCCCUCAUUCCAACCAAAGGCCCAAUUAUUAGUCGGUUGUAAAAUUUAUCCCGACACAUUUUCCUGUGGUGUGUUAAGAGUAAUCUUUCUCUCUCUGAUCUGAUGCAGUUGCAAUAGCCAAUAUGGACGUCAGAAAUGGCAGAACAACUUGUUGAUUUUUGAGAACACAAGUGUCCUGUAAAACAUACCACAAUGUAAGAUUCAGUGGUAUUCAUUUUUUAUGCCAUCAAACCUAUCCAAAAUUUCCCGGGGUAUACAGUAUUACCACUUUAGAACCUGUCGACUACACCUCAGCACAAUCAGCAACAUUCGACCUACCUGAUCAACGCUUUUGUGCUGGGAUUUCCUCCUCAUCCGUCAGCGAGGGUCCCAAGGGCUUUGCCUCCCUGCCUUUAUAUUAUGCAGCUCAUCUAAUGGCUCAGUGUCAGGAGUCCUACCCUGCACAGACCCUUAUACUAUAUAGAUAUGUUGUCAUGUGACAUGCAAUAAAAAUCUUUUCGUGUAUGUCACAUGACGGCUGGUGUUGUUCUCUGUUCUCCUUGGUUUCACCAAAUCCAACACAUAGACCAAAGCCAAAACCACGGUGAUCCAUCUUUUUAUAUUGAUUGACCCUAAGCCCAGGAGUCUUAAAGAAGAUGUUCAUAUGCUCCUGUCAAUAUGUUUUAAUGACAAAGGGUCAGACAAUUUUGUUUGAUAUGAAGUCUGUCUCUCUUAUUACCCCUGUCCAAAUUAUCAGAUGAAGAGUUUUAGCCUAUUUCAGCUGAUUGUUUUGGUUUUAUGACCUUUGACUUUUGUUUUGCUUCACCCAACCAUCGGCUCCAGUCUUGUUUCAAACCACAGGAAGCUGCCUUUUUUUCUAGGACACAAAGAUCUCAUGUAUGGAAAGAAGGCUUCUGGACUGCUACAAAGAUGACUGCAAAAACUGUCAAGACAGUCUGGCCAAAGACCGUACAUCAUUGAUAGCCAGUCUCACAGACCAUUCAUCUGAGAUGCCAUUUAUUUUAUACUAAAUACACGCUAAAACUUUCAAAAUAAAAUCAGAUUAAACUUUCAUUCAAGGUAGGGUAAGGAUUAAGGUAAUGUUAGGGUACCAAUAGUUAAAAACCUGAUGACAAAAACUUAAAUAAAGCUGACUAAACAGUCUGCUCCAUGGAAACAUUCUACCACAGCAAGCGUGGCUUACAAAACUCCAUUAGCUGCACAAGCUAUGUAGCUUAUGUAGUUAUGUAUCUAAUGUAGCUAAAAAUAAGCUUACAAAGAAGCUACAUAAGCAAUGUAGAUAUGUUAUCUAUGUAGCAACACAUACUUGAGCUAUGUUUGCUGAAGCUCACAUUGCUCAAGCUAACGUAGCUUAAGAUAACAGAGCUUUGUAGCUAGGUUAGCUAACUUAACUAAAGCUAAGCUCACAAGGCAGCUAUGUAAGCUACAUAGACAUGUUAUCUAGGUAGUUACAUUAGUAUUAGCUAGGUUAGCUAAAGCUCAUGUUGCUAAAGUCAACUUAGCUAUAGAUAACAGUGCUAAGUAAUUAUCUUAGCUCUGUUAUCUUCAUAAGCUAUGUAGCUAAUGUAGCUAUGUAGUGAUAUAUCUAACGUAGCUAAAACCAAGCUUACAAAGCAGCUAUAUAAGUUAUGUAGAUAUGUUAUCUAUGUAGCUAGACAUACUUGAUCUAUGUUUGCUGCAGAUCACAUUGCUCAAGCUAAUGUACCUUUAGAUAAUAGAGCUAGUAGCUAGCUUAGCUAACUAGGUUUAAGCUAAGCUCACAAGAUAGCUAUGUAGACAGGUUAUUUAGGUAGUUACAUUAGCUUUAGCUAGGUUCGCUAAAGCUCAUGUUACUAAAGCCAACUCACUGUAGCUAUAGAUAACAGUGCUAUGUAGUUAUCCUAGCUCUGUUAUCUCCUCAAGCUGUGUAGCUAAUGUAGCUAUGUAGAUAACAGUGCUAUGUAGUUAUCAUAGCUCUGUUAUCUCCUUAAGCUGUGUAGCUAAUGUAGCUUGGUAGUUAUGUAUCUAACAUAGCUAAAACUAAGCUUACAAAGAAGCUACAUAAGCUAUGUAGACAAGUUAUCUAUGUAACUACAUACAUUUGAUCUAUGUUUGCUGCAGCUCACAUUGCUAAAGCUAGCAUAGCAUUAGAUAACAGAGUUAUUUAGCUAUCUUAGCUAACUUGGUUAAAGCUAAGCUCACAAGGCAGCUAUGUAAGCUAUGUAGACACGUUAUCUAGAUAAUUACAUUAGCUUUAGCAAGGUUCGCUAAAGCUCAUGUUGCUAAUGCUAACUUAGCUAUAGAUAACAGUGCUAAGUAGUUAUCAUAGCUACAUAUCUAUGUAGCUAAAGCUAAGCUCACAAAGCAGCUAUCUGAGCUAUGGAGAUAUGUUGUCUGUGUAGCUACAUAAGCUUCACCUGCAUUUGCCAAAGCUUAUGUUGCUAGAGCUAAUUUGGUUAUAGAUAACUGAGCCAUGUAGCUAUCAUAGCUAUGUAGCUAAUGUAGCUAAAGCUAAGCUCACAAAGCAGCUAUAUAAGUUACAUAGAUACGUUAUCUUCAUAGAUAUGUUAGCUUUAGUUAUGUUUGUUAAAGCUCAUGUUGCUAAAGUCAACUUAGCAACAUUGGUUUAUGUAUAGCCAGCGUACCCAUAUUAGCCUUAGCUAAAGCUUACAAAGCUAAGCGAGCCACCGUUUGUGUAACUUCUUCAUGUUCUGCAAUGUUGUUAUUUCAUUAAAAAGCUAAACUUGAAAUAUGUUGUACUGGCAAAUUACAGCCCCUCCUUUCUGAGAUAUACAGCAUCUCAGGAACAGUCUGUAAGAUUGGCCAUCAGAUGUACGGUCUGCUGCCAGACUCCUCUCAAAAUUGUGAGACACAAGUGGACAUUAUACAGUAUUUGUAUUUAGCAGCUAAAGGCAACAACAUUUGUUGUAAGGAUAUACAAGCUGGACCUAGCUCUAUCUUUAGACUGGAAGUUAAAAAUAAAUGCAGCCAUUGCUCCAGUUUGACUGGGUGUGCAUAUCAAUGACGAAUAAGAAGAGGAAAGUGAGAGAAAUUGGCAUAAGCAUCCCACUUUUAACCUUAGAUCUUAUUCAGUGUGAUUUCAUAAAUUUUAAUGCAUACAAAAUCACAGUGUUAAGAUAUAUUUUACCUGUAAUCCACCCGCUGUGUUUUAUUAGCUGUUUAAAAUCAUAGUAAAACUGAAACAAAACAUCAGAAAGUAUUUGCAAAUAAAGCUCGACUUUAAGUCUGCCGUCAGUAAACACAGAAGAAUGAACAGCACCGAUCUACAAGCCAAAAGAUUGAUUUUUUUAAUGCAUCUCUGUUCCCCUGUGUGGUUUCCAGUUCUUAAACUGUGCUGAAAUACUAUCUAUGUAACAACUACUGAAAAUGUACAUAUGAAAAUAUUAUAAAAACAAUGAUAUGCGUUUGUCUAAAGAAAUAAACAAGUACUGUAUGCUUUUUAUUUGUACAAACCAAGAAAGUGGGACAUGUUCCGAUGAGUGUUAAUGUAUUUAUUCCUUUUUGUGUUUGCCUGUUGAAGUUUUGUGGACUUAGCUGCCAUGUGUU
Messenger RNA from Cheilinus undulatus (humphead wrasse), 6607 nucleotides. It is a transcript of the gene gfod1, whose product is annotated as glucose-fructose oxidoreductase domain containing 1. Lineage: Eukaryota; Metazoa; Chordata; Actinopteri; Labriformes; Labridae. Gene Ontology annotation, molecular function: nucleotide binding. The record is from RefSeq and is a predicted model, not a curated record. The coding region runs from base 594 to 1781 and encodes 395 amino acids. The transcript has 4 exons.